GAAGGAACGGGAAGUCUGGGGCCUCACACAUUUCAAUGUUUAUGCUCCGGAAAACGGUUUUGUUUACAAACAACAUUGAUGCAGUACUAAAGCUGAUAUGUCUAAGAUGUCGAGGAGAAAACAAUCGAAGCCUCAACACAUCUCAAAUGGCUCCGAUGAAGAAGAUUCUCCUAGUACUGCACAGACCUUAAAGGAUGAGAACACCAACAGUGGUAAGACAGAUUCCAAGUCUACCGACCCAGUCAUCAAGUUCGUCAGAGUAACCCGAAAACAGGCCCAGCUCCUUAAAGCCAAUGAGGAGAAGGAUACUGUGACCGACCUGGAGGAUCACAAGGUGAAGGCCACGAAGGAAACUAACAACAACGACAAGCCUUUAAGUGAGACUGAAGCUGAAGAUAGUGAACAAGAGGAUACCACUACGGAUCCCCCUGAACAAGACCUGUCAGAACCGACUCCCAAGACGACCAACCAUCAGCCAAUGACAACAGACCACCCAAGACUACGGGACCGAACCUGUGAAUACUGUGGCGCCGUGAAACCAACUCCCGCUGCUCUUGCCAGACAUCUUCGGAAACACACAGGAGAAAGACCGUUCGUGUGCCAGGGGUGCAACAAAGCCUACAAGGCCAAACGAAGCCUUCAGCUCCACCAGCUGACAUACCACCCCGAGCUGGUCAACAAGCCGCCGCCGUCAUCACAACAGGCUGGCGCUGGAGUCUCCCUCUGCACCUCGUCACUGUUACGGGAAGCCCUAGAGAGCCGCAUCAAGCAAGACCUCACCAACUACUCAGGACCGCACCUCGAUGAGACAACCGGGGAGUUCGUAGAGGACGCUGACGGACAGGAAGUGAACCACGUCCCAGAGCCCGUGGAGAAAGACCGGGAGAAAGAACCCGUCUCUAUGAUCGGAGCACUGCUUUCCAAGACGGUCAACAUGCCCACUGUGCACAAGAUAGCGUAUGCAGCAGAAGGGCUUAAGUAUGAAGAAGAAGAAAGCGCUGAGAAGCUGAGCAACCGAACCUGUAACAUCUGUGGGAAAGUGUGCUCCAAACCAUGCGACCUCAAGCGGCACAUCCUCAUGCACACUGGGGAGCGCCCAUACAAGUGUGAGGUGUGUGGGAAAUGCUUCAAGGCCAAGGCCAGUAUGCUGUACCAUCAACGUGCAGCUCACAACAUGGCCGUUGAGCUGAGUCAGGGCCUGGAGGAGCGCUAUCUACGACUGAAGAAUCGUGCUCUCAUGAAGUCUCUGCAGGUCCAGGACCAGAUCCUGGAGCGGGAGCGAGCACUGCUGGCAGCUGCUGGGAAUGGAGGCCAGGAUGUUGAGGAACUGGACGAUAUGGAGGAAAUAGAUUCUGAAUUGGCAGAAGUUAACUCUAGCUCAUCCUGUAAUACUGACAAGUGGAUCAAAUACAACGAUGAUUUCACCCAGAAUAUUAACCGACAGAUUUCUAAUACAAGUGAAGGUUCGGUAAUUGAUGAGGACAGUUUGUUAAAUGACUCUUUAGAAAAUGGCCAUGAAGGGACUAUUGUGGAUGAUGGUGAGUUUACGUGUAGCAAGUUACGUAUACGCAAUGAGACUGUGAUUGUAACCAGACUGGAUGGCGUUGACUCUGCAACUGGGAAGGAGGUUACAAUGUUUAAAUGCUAUAUAUGUGGGCGAAUGUUUAGCUCGCUUAGUCGUGUACAGUGCCACCUAUCGAUGCACUUUGAGCUGGAGAUCACUACAUACCAGUGCAAGUACUGUGAUGCUACCUUCAAACACAAGUCACUCAUGGUGCAGCAUGUCCUCAAGCACAAGAUAAAGGGUGAGAAUGUGGACGGUACUGACAAUGCUUUGUCCGAUGAAGAAGACUAUCAUGUGAAGGAAGAACCAAUGGAUACUACAAAUGAAAAUUCAGGCAUAAGCCCAUCAUCAGAGUCUGACAAUACCAAAGUGAGAAGUGAUGGAUCAGAAACAUCCCCCGAUUUGAACCAAUUGAAGCCAAACAGGUUUAAUGGUGUACAUGAAUGUAAAUUUUGUCGUAAAACAUUUUCUCGUCAGUUUCUGCUGCAGCGACAUGAGCGCAUCCACACUGGGCAGAAGGCAUUCUACUGCAAGGAGUGUGGGAAGGGAUUCAGCGAGUCGGUAAAUCUGUCACAACACAUGAGUCUCUUCCAUGCUGACUCCACCCUGGGUAAACAAGGGACCAGAGGUUUUAAUAGGGCCAAACAUCGAUCUUUGCUCAGAAUUGCCUACUGGGAUAAGUUCCCUGGUCGGGCCCCUGAUCAGGAAGGGGAGCUAGACGAUACAGAACCAGCCACUCCAGCUACUUCAGCCACUCCACCAAAGCAUUCAGAAGAUGAUCAGAACCAAAAGGACAUGGAACAAGCCAAAGAGAUGCUGGAGAAGGAUGGAAUCAAAGAAGAGGUAACUGUGGUCAUGCCGUCUGCUCCACCAACAAACCCCAGUGAUCCAACGCCCACCAACCAAACCACUGCACCUCCAUCAGAGACCAAAGCUGAAGAAAAAGAUCAGGAGGAAAAUUCAAAUUCUGAGAUAAUGACUGCACCAAAGCGGUCACUCAUUUCAUUUUGCAAGGAUGGUCCACCUGUGAAAUCCAGAAGAAAGUCUGCUGCUCCAACAAAACUUGGGAACUCUAGUCCAGGUUCCACCCCUGCUUCCACUGUAAAGAGUUCUUCUCCCGAGCUGGACCUGAAGAUCAAACAGGAGAUGACGGAGGAGAGUGAAGGUGAAGCGUCAGUUCCUCCCCCUCCUCACUCGGCGUCAAGUGGUGAUGAGCUCCCAACUGUCACCUACUCCACAGCCAGCAUGAUUGCUUCCAUGAACCCACUGCUUCUUGCAAACCACGCUGCUGGGCCAUGUCUACUUGGGGCGGGCCUUCUCCCGCGACUACCGUCUGCAUCUAAUCUUGGUGUUAGUGCUAUGAUGAACCUGCCCAUCUCUAUCCAGGUCCCCAGUGAGCCCCCCACCACCAAGAGCCCCUCCCCUACUCAAUCCUGCUCAUCCAACUCACAGGCUUCGCCAUCUGAUCCGGACAUGCUGGUCGGAUGUCCCAGGGUACAAUGGAAUGCUUCGUCGGGGGCGGACUCGCCGCCUCUGUCAUAUGGCAGAGAUUCUUCCGAUCGGAAACCUCUUCCCGACUGGCAUCCCCUGUCUAAACUGGCUCUGAACCAGAUCGUCACCCAUGAUGGUCGCAAGGUCACCUCUCUGUCGCGUACACAUUCCAGAAAAUUUUCUGCCAGGUUGCAUGUAGUCAACCAACCAGUUGAUAGGGAACAGGUUUGCAAACCCACAAUCCUGGCUGAUGGGCGCACCGUCUACCGAUGUGUGUUUUGCUCCAAGGACUUUCUGUCAUUCUCUGAUAUCAACCGACACAUGGACUUCCAUGAGGAUAUCCGGCCAUACAAGUGUCAGUACUGUGACUACUAUGCUCGAACAAACAGUCAGCUGAAAGUCCACAUGAUGCGGCACCAGGGCAUUCGUGAGUUCUGCUGCAAGCUGUGUAACUACAAGGGUGUUACCCAGUCGGAUCUGAACCGGCACAUGAAAUCUCAGAUACAUAUGCUCAAGUCUCGCAAUGAGUGCCAGCGCUGCGGCGAAGGCUUUGUCACACCGAAAAACCUGGAGAAGCAUCUGGAGGGCAACUGCCUCAGCAAGGUCCACAAGUCUGAGAGUUUGGACAGUGGGGAAUAUAACGACUGAUCUGUAUGGUCUGUCCCGCCGUCGCCGAACAGGAGCUCCACAACUGUGUACAAUGUUUCCUCCGAUUAUUUCGUUACAUCUUUUAGUAUGGUUUACAAACUUUAUGUCCAAAGUCUUUCAGUUCACAAGUCUCAUGUAUUUUCGUCAUGUUAGCAUCAAGAAAUCACUGAAUUUUAGCUGCGUAUUUCCUUUUAUGACAUACAUGUUCAUACAUUAUCAUCAUGAGCAGACAGGAGUUAUUGCCUUUUGAUUAUGAGUGAUUGUAUUGUGUGUAAUCAAGGCAUUUUUGGAUAACUACCUCGUAUUAGCAAUCUCAUAUUUAGCCAUCACAAGUAGCUACAAUCUGUAGUAUUUGUUGUGUUAUGGUACAUAUGGAAUCAGAGUAAUAUUCACCUCACAGCUCAUCGCUACACAUCAUAUCAGUACACAACAUGGAGGAAGCAUUGUGCUCGAUUGUUUCAGGGCUUUUGUUUAAAAAUUGCAGUAUUUGUAGAGACGUUAGAUCUUUGUGAAUUACAGGCAGGUAGAAUUUAUUGUUUUUCUACAGCAAUAAUGUUAUCAAAUCAAAAUGAUGUAUAUUCUGUUAUAUUGCUGCAAUGUGUAUGAUAUGUUAUAUCGCUGCGAUGUAUAUAUUGGCCAGUUUCCUCGUUACAUUCACCAUCAAUCAUUGUUAUCAAUAUCACAUGAGAGUUACCUCCCUUUGGUUACAUCUACCCGUGCGGCAACGUAGGAACUUUCUCCCUCAAGAUAGUGAAAGUGCUGCACAUGUGAAGUUGUUCAGAGUUGUACAGAUGAGAAGCACUGUUAUUGCUGGAACUAAGCACUGCUGUAAACUGCCUCCAGGUGGUGAGAUGCAGCUACAGGGAGGUAACUCUUGCAAGACUAUCAUGUUGAAAUGUGUAUAUCUGCUCCGUUGUUGAGACGUUGUUUGUACAGAACCAGUUUGAGGAGGAUGAUUACAGACCAGAAAAUCCAGUUGUGUACUUGGACCUCAUUGCUAUUUUAUGAAAUAUUUUCAAAUUAUUUACACAAAUGAAUUUGUUUGGAGACUGUUUGGGAUGGUGCUCUAGCACUGUUGGUGGUGUGGUCUGUUAUCAACAAGUUGACUCUCGUCAAGUAGACUUUGCAUAAAUAGGAAAUACACUUACGUGGAAGCCCUCUUUUGAUCCUACAGAAGAUUUCCUUCAUAAAUACCAAAAGGUAAAGAGCGCCUGAUCCGUUCAAAUCAUUGUGAAAACUAUCCUGACACAUUAAUUAUAGUAUUAUGAAUGAAUUGUCUAUUCUUUAUCUCAAUCGGUAAAUCUCAGUUGACUACCUACCUAAAUGGGGGCGGUGGGGUAGCCUAAUGGUUAAAGCGUUGGUUCGUCACGCCGAAGACCCGGGUUCGAAUCCCCACAUGGGUACAAUGUGUGAAACCCAUUUCUGGUGUCCCCCGCCGUGAUGUUGCUGGAAUAUUGCUAAAAGCGGCGUAAAACCAGUCAGUCAGACCUACCUAAAUGUUGGCUGGUUUGCUCCACUGUAUUUGUACACUGAAACCUUUUAAAUCUGGACACCUCUCUUUUAAGGGGAUCAGCAAAUUUCUGAACAGCUAAUUAUUGGUAGGGAAUAAUAUAUUGUUUGGAUAUAUGUGGGUCCCUAUCUAAAGUGUGUGGAUGGUGGGCCUAUUGGAUCUUGCUGUAUAACAGGUGAUGAGUUACCCAGACAUGUGCAAGCCAGGUUCCACUGGUGCAUCACCAUCUUUUACCAAUUGUGAUCUAGGAUUUAUCCAAAGUCAAAAUGUGAUUGAAAGGUGUUAUAGAAUUGUGUGGAAGACAGUUUUGGUUACUACUUAACGAGAGUCGACUGACUGGAAUGUCAGUCCACAGUUUGAAAGUCGCUGGGUGUUCACACCAGUAUCAGGUCCCUGGCCUACACACUGUCCCUCUGAACAUCUACUUGAAUGAAUUAUACCAUUGAACAAAACCAUCUUUCUGGAUUUAUCUAACCAGUACGUGUCCGAGGAGUGACAGUGUGUUGCCACGGAGAUGGUGUGAGCAUGUACAACUUGGCCAUGGUCUGAGGAUUGUCUGGAUGUUACGGUGUUGACAACACCAUCAGGACAGACCAUAUGUGAUGGUUACCAUGGUAACAGUUCUAUGGAGAGAUACAGUAGAUGAUGGGCACAGUGGCACAAAUGGGACACUGUGUUGAUCAAGUUGAAGGUUGUUAUCCAGAGUGAUAUCUUCAUUUUAGUUGGGUGGCAAAUGCAUGUUGUUAUGUUGCCAUGGUGAAUGAUGAUAGAUGAAUGAAAAGGUACUGUAGGUAUCGCAGUGGCAUAUUGUUCAGUUGUGAAUGUCGAGGCCAUGAUUCCAUUAUUAAUGUUUGUUUACAGAAUAUAGUUUUAGAAUUGUUUUACCUUCCAUGAUUGUGAUAGAUCAUUUCAAAAGUUGCACUGGGGUGGCUCCUGUCAUGUCGGCCAUGUUGCCAUGGAUAUAGAGCGUAGCAACCAUUGAGACAAAUGAAAAUAAGGUGAAGACAUCAUUACAACCACUGAUUGUAUAGACAAAGCAUUGUGUGUUGAAACUAUAAGUGAUUAUCUUCACAGUCUUGUGUUCUAGUCAGUCCACAGUUUCUCAGUCAUCAGUAGGAAACAUGUCAGAGAAUCUUAUUUGUGAACAUUUGAUGCUUUUGGCAAAUGCUUGACUAGAUUGUUGCUCGGAAGAUACAUUUUUUCAUGAAUCUACCUAAAACAGAGAGGUGUUUUGUGUCUAUGUUGCUAUGGUUCACUGACCGGCAGUGGUGGGAGCCACUGAGUUUAUACUGUCUGAUAUUUUUCCACAUUUUGUGAUAGCUGGUGAUGAGUUUGGGAAGCAUCAAGUCUCUGUGAAUAUUGAGUCAAUGUGCGACCCAGAGAUGGGUCCAGCAGUCAUGUUGUCGUGACAACAGGAACAGGGUGGCUCUGUAAACUGUGUGAUUGCUCAUGUGGACAACCUUCGGUUGAUUUCCUGAAUACUCCUGCCUAGAUAUGGGAUGAUUAUUGGCACAUGCAAGGUCAAUUUUCUUAAAUUAAUCGAAGAUAUUUCAUUUAGUUUGUGUUUAUAUUAUGUGGAAGAGAAAACUGUUAGCUGUUACAAAAAGCGUGGUUUUGUCAGGGGAGAUACAGUUCUCACCUGGCCCACUGUCAAGUGCUAAUGUACUAUUCCCAGAGACUUGGUGCCCUGCAGUGGACUGACUGGGUGGUGGAGACCAUUGUGAUUGGAGGUGGACAUGCUGGGCUCCACUGUUGGUGGAUAUGUAGUAACAGCCCAGAGAUUGUGGAAAUCCAUGUUGAGUUGUACAGAAAUAUGUAAAUGAGAUUUUAUCAUGUUAUUGUUUAGAUAGAUUUAUGUUCCGUGUGGUGGGCAUAUGGAUGUACAUGAAUGUCAGUGACUCCUAUGACGUGUGUAUAUUUUGGAACAGCAGUUAUAUUGGAGACUAAGUUUUACAAACCAGAAUUGAUGUAAAUCUGUUUUAGUACUUUUGUAGUGUUCUGUUUAACAGACUGAAGAGUUUUGAGCCUGUCCUCCAUGUUUUCCUUGUCUGUUCUCUCUCCUGUGUUGUCUCCCCUUCAUCAGUCUGUGUGUCUAUCCUGUUGUUAACAGGUACAAGUUAUCUCCCUUUCAUUACAAAGUUGUUUGAACUGAUCUCUUCAGAUCUCUUUGAUCAGAUGUGAACGAUUGUUGGCUGGCUUACAUUUCUGAAAAAAAGGUGAUCAAAACGUUUUCUGAAUUUAAUAAUUGCAAAAUGAUGUUCACAUUUUGGUAUGGGCAUCAUGAAAAAGGGAAAUAGCAUUCUGCCUGAUUGUCUUGACUUGGACUCAUAUUCGUUCCUACUCACAACUUGUUGAAACGUAAUUGUAUAUAUUGGAAAUUUGUUAAGAAUUUUCUAGUUCGGGGAUAUUAAGUGAUGAUUGUUAAUGUUUAUCAAAUUUUACUGUCUGUUAUAUGUACUGUAGAAUGUAUAACCAGGUCUUUUGCAAAAGUAACAUCUGGUGAUUCACUGUUACCAUGGUUACAAGAGGUAGAGUUUUCAGCUGUCUUGUAGAUCCGUGUUUCAAUAGAGAGGUACAUAGAUAGGGUAGAUAGAGCUGACUGUGAAAACAAUGAAGCAAUCAAAUUCUGUAAUUCCUUGUCGGUGUAUAGGUAGUUGAAUUCCCUGAGGUGUUUAAGGAAUUAGCAAACAUUUAACUGAUGAUGCAUUUAAGUCCUAUAGUCAACAAUCUGUUUCAGUGUUAGUAAGUACAUCAUGCUUGCUGUAACAAACUGUUAUGAGCAUUCAAAGGGCACUCAUUAUGUUUGAAAAACUGUUGAAGUGUUUUUCUGCCGUUAGUUGUGUUGUUUCCUGUUACACAUGUGAUAUUGUGGAUGCGUGAUAGACGAUACUUGUUAUGUUGCAUUCACCCAUCUUUCGGGGCCAAGCUUGUGUAAGAGUAACCUCAUAUGGUUGUAUUGAUGCUUUGUUUUGGCAAAUAUAUAUUUCCUUGAGUUUAACCAGAUUGUAUUUGUCUGAAUGUAUGUCUGUACGUCUGUGUUUUCUUUUCAUCCAAGGUGUGAGAGCAGUGUAGAUUUUGAACUUUUAUUACAAUUUUAGCAUUUUAUUAUUCAUAUACAUAGUGUACAUUGGGGCAGGGAUUCGGAACUUUGUAUUUGCAUAUAUCAAACUCAAUGAAGUAUUAUUGGGUCUCGAGAUGCUUCCUGAAAUUUUCUUAUUCUAUUUUGAUUUUGUUCGUGCGUGAAUUAAUGUAUACUGAAGUAGUAUGAUUUUCUUUGAUGCUCUUGAAAACACGACCUCCACUUCCGAUAGCAGUUUUGACAGUGAAAUAGCCUAGCAGUGGCAGUUUCCUACAUCGAAGUCCCAGGUUCAAUUCCCUAAGUGGGAACCCAAUGUAAACCCAACGCUUCUUGUCCUGAGACGUGAUGUGGCUGGAAUAUUGUUUA
This is a messenger RNA of Haliotis rubra (blacklip abalone), 8658 nucleotides long. Its product is annotated as zinc finger protein 628-like. Bases 98 to 3703 code for a protein of 1201 amino acids. The record is from RefSeq and is a predicted model, not a curated record. Gene Ontology annotation, biological process: regulation of transcription by RNA polymerase II. Gene Ontology annotation, cellular component: nucleus. The transcript is spliced from 7 exons. Lineage: Eukaryota; Metazoa; Mollusca; Gastropoda; Lepetellida; Haliotidae. Gene Ontology annotation, molecular function: DNA-binding transcription factor activity, RNA polymerase II-specific; RNA polymerase II transcription regulatory region sequence-specific DNA binding.